ACAGUCGUAGCAGGCGGUAAUGGUGCAGGCAAUUCAAAUAACCAGUUAAAUCAACCAUUCAGUGUAUAUUAUGAUUCAGUAUCAAAUUAUUUGUAUAUAACAAAUACUGGCGGUCAAGCAGUAAUCAGAUGGAGUCCAGGUGCAGCGAGCGGUAUGUUUGUAGCAGGUACAGUCGGUGUAAGUGGCUCGGGUUCCACAAAUCUAAAUGGACCGACUCAUUUAACAGUAGAUACAUACGGAAAUUUGUAUAAUUCAAGCGGUAUAACGAUCGCUGGUAAUGGAACCGCAGGAUCGUAUAGCACCCAAAUAAAUGGUCCAAGAGGAUUUGCAUUCGACUCGCAAAUGAAUCUGUACGUUAGUGAUAUGAAUAAUAAUCGGGUACAAAAGUUCAUGAAACUCUAA
Molecule: messenger RNA, 402 nt
Organism: Didymodactylos carnosus
Lineage: Eukaryota; Metazoa; Rotifera; Eurotatoria; Philodinida; Philodinidae
Source: the annotation of a GenBank genome assembly